Messenger RNA from Cyprinodon tularosa, 1645 nucleotides. RefSeq lists its product as uncharacterized. Lineage: Eukaryota; Metazoa; Chordata; Actinopteri; Cyprinodontiformes; Cyprinodontidae. Bases 69 to 1478 code for a protein of 469 amino acids. The record is from RefSeq and is a predicted model, not a curated record. The transcript is spliced from 2 exons.
AGUCUGAUGUCAAACCCGGAAAAGGAAGAGCUGGUAAGGUUAGUGAGGAGCACACUGCUGGGGGAGAAAUGGCAGAAACAGGCCUAGGUGCCUUCUGUGUGGUGAAAUCCCUCUUCAGAAGUUCAGCAGCUGGUUUUGUGUUCGGACAAGCUGCCUCAUUCUCAGUCCAUCCCUCUCUGACUGAAGACGUUACCCUACUGAACUCUGCCACUCGAGCCACUGGACGUGCUGGUUCAACCGGUGUAGCAGUGGUGACGGCAUGCCUUGUGUUCACUUCAGCACUCCUGUCUCUUGGAGCCGGUUUUCUCCUCUGUGCCCUGGUACUGAAGCUGCUCACUAAGGCCGAAGUGAGCCUCCCAUGGCUGGUGGGCCCCAUAUUGGGGGCCUCAGUUGCCGUGGGCACAGUCGCCACCGGAGUGAUGGAGGGCAUCCUUCCAACAUGGACCUACAUUGUGGCUCAGGGCAUUCUGGUUCUUGUCGUGUACUCUUACUCCAACAUCAGUGACAUGACAACAGCUCUGUUAAUUAUCUUUACCACUCUGUACCUCAGUGUUAUAUUUGGAAAGUUAGGGGCCAUAUUCGGCUUCUUUUGUUUGGGAGUGACCAUCCUUGUUCUCUUUGCUCUACGACGAACUCUUACAAGAGGGUCUGUGCAAGAACAGAACUCUAAAAGUGGGUGCAAGUUGUUGGAGAGAAUCUUCUUCUAUUCUGUUUUUGUGGGGAUUUUGGGUUUUUUCGUUGGCUUAGGGGCAGGUGGGGCAGAAGAAGGCACUAAAGAACAGGUGGUAUUAAUGCUACAGUCAGUGGUUUGGGUCGUCUUUCUGUCAGCAGGGCUUCUAGGAGCUGGCCUAGGAACAGUGGCAAUGGUUUCACUUGGAUCAGAGUUUCCUGGGAAGCUUUCUGUCGGAGCUGCUGUAGUAACAUCAAUGGCCUUAAAAGGUGUUCUACUUUGGAGCGCCACUCUUGGGCCCAGAAGCUGUUUAGGAGCAACUUUAGGGGCAACCACAGCUGCAGGGGUGUCACUUGGUGCUGCAAGUGUGUCAGCAAAGCAAAGUUUUGGGUCCAGGAACUCGACCCUCGUACUUUUAGGUUCCGUUGUCAUUGGUGUACUCAUAGCCAUCAAGGUUCCCGGACUGACACCAACACAGCUAACAACUUCCGAACUCAUAACAGUGACAAUCACUGCUGUUGGAGCAUUCAUCCUGGGUGCACCAAAGAGCCCAUUCAACACUCAAGUGCAUCUGCGGCAGGGCCUUCUCACGGGGGGAGAUCUAAUUAAAGGAAUCGGCAUGGAGACGGUCACCGCAGCAGCAGCCCCUAUUGGAGCUGGAGCCCUGGGGGCCGCGGCAUUAGGCACGGCAGCUCUGGGGAUGCUGGGGACUGUAGGAGUUCUAGUGGCUAUAGGGUUGGCCUUGGGAAGCGCUCUCAGUGGAAUGUUAGGAAAAUCACCAUCGACAACCAACACACACAGAGACUGAAUGACAACUGAGUCUAAGUCCUUUUCUACUACUGCAACCAAAUUCUUGAGUUCUGUUAGUAAUGGUUUGUACCAGCAAAGAUCAACUCUGUUAUGUUGAAUCAUGUUUUUUGUGCAUACAAAUGUGAUAUUUGUGUCAUUAAAACCUGCUGUUUUGUCCACCGGUAA